This is a messenger RNA of Folsomia candida, 1745 nucleotides long. RefSeq names its product venom metalloproteinase antarease-like TtrivMP_A. The transcript is spliced from 10 exons. Bases 30 to 1664 code for a protein of 544 amino acids. Gene Ontology annotation, cellular component: extracellular region. Gene Ontology annotation, molecular function: metalloendopeptidase activity; chitin binding. NCBI's taxonomy places the organism in Eukaryota, Metazoa, Arthropoda, Collembola, Entomobryomorpha, Isotomidae. Gene Ontology annotation, biological process: proteolysis. The record is from RefSeq and is a predicted model, not a curated record.
UGUUGGAAUCUGUAUCCUCGCCAAGAAGGAUGUCGUGCCCAACCGUGGUUGUCGUGGCGAUCUGCAUUUCUUUGAUCCCAUAUGGUUCCACAAUUCCUGCAAAGGUUAAACUCACGCAGACAGAGAUUGUACAUAAUGAGGGAUAUAAGGCCGACAUUCAUGUAGAACGUAGCGAUAGGAUUCAUCUAAACCUUAUAAAAUCAGAUUCACCCGUAUUUCAUCCCAACAUGAGAGUUGUUAUAAGUGGAGAUAACGGACAUGAGGACGUCACUCCAACCACCGAACGGUUGGAUGACCUAAUGAAUUCAAUUUAUGAGGAUUCUCAACAAAAUGCCAUUGUCAGCGUGGUGAACGGAAGUCAGGGAUUAAUAAUUCAGCAAGGAAUAAUUGACGAGAAAAAGAUAAAUCAUAUCGGCCAAGGGGAUCAUGACGUGUCUAACAUUUUCAAUGGUGUCCUCACUACUAGGGGAGUAAUUGAUUUCGUAAGUCCUCCUUACGAUCCGUUGGACUGGACCCCACGUAAUGAAACGAUUGGGGUUAGAAACUCAAUUAUGGCCGUGGGAACGGUUGAAGUUCUUUUGGUAAUCGAUUUCUCGAUUCAAACCUGGUUUGGGGGGAAUGUCGAUAGGAUAACGGAGUAUUAUGCACUUUUCAUUAAAAGUGUGAACAAUAUCUAUGCCCAAAGUGAAGAUCCUGCAAUUAAUUUCCAAGUAGUCGGGAUCAAUGUUAUCACGACUCGUGCAGCCCAGCCGUACAUAGAAAAUAAUCCAUCUCUCACUUCCCCAGAAGCUUAUCUUAUUGGGCCCACCCUUACUGAUUUUUCAACAUUUAUGUCAACUAAUGCUGCACAAUAUCCUGUAAAUGAUGUGAUUGUGUUACUAACUGGAGAAACGUUUGAUUUGUCCCCCGACGGAGAAAUACUUGGACGGGCAUACAUUUCUGGGGCGUGUAAGCCUACGGAAAAAAUGGCUAUUGUAACCGACCCCAGAGCCAGAUUUGGAGGAGUUAUGAUAUUUGCGCAUGAAAUGGGACACACCCUUGGAUCUUGGCAUGAUGGUCAAGGGACCUCCGCCGACUGUGCGCCAGACGGUGGGUUUCUAAUGCAGGCGGGAGGAGGGAAUGGAGAUAAUCGGUUUAAACUUGGUUCAUGCAGCAAACGAGCGAUAAAUACUUAUAUAAGUUCCGUUAGUGGAACGUGUUUGUCUGUGAAAAAUAAUGUCGGAGUUCCAUGGGAAGUUCCAUCCAAUCUCCCGGGUGAUUUGGUCGACCUGAAUGCUUUCUGUAGAAACUCGGUACGAAAUCCGAACGCUCGAGUGGAUACGGAUCCAAGUAUAAGACCAGAUGAUAUGUGCUAUGCUGUAAGAUGCCAGUAUCCUCCACCAUGCGAUCCACCCAGCCAAGAUGCAGUUUGUAGGGGAACUUCAAGAUACCCGGCACCAGAUGGAGCAGCAUGCAGUUCGGAUGGGAAAUGCCAAUUAGGAAGAUGUGUAAAGACUGCCCCAUUCAGUUGCACGGGGGAAGGAACUUUCGUUAACAAUACGGAUUGUCGCAAGUAUUUCAGAUGUAUAAGGAUUUCAGGAACCUUGUACACAUACAGUAUGACCUGCCCGGCAGGAUCUUAUUUUAAUGCGGCACGAAAAAUGUGUCUUGCUGGGGCGUGUUAAAGAAUUAUGGGGUUGACUGUAACAUAAAUUUUAUUUUCUGUUUCAAUAAAGUUAACUAAAUCAUACAUGUUCAAUAUAAAA